AGGGUGUGGAUGUUUCAGGGCCAUCUCUAAACAUAGUGCAUAGGACGCCUGCUCCAGCUGUUCUCUUCCAGCAUUGUUAGUUAGUAUCUACCAUCUGUCAGUGACUGAGAUACAGAGUGCCUUCAGGGAAGUCCUUGUCUGGCAGGGAAGAUAGGCAGCCAUGAUCACGUGAUGAACAUAUGGUGGCGUGCAAGAGGAGGGGGAAGCAGUUAUUUACCAAGAAAAUUGGCAAGAUAAGAUGACUCUUUUUUUUUUUUUUUCCCCAGUGAGUUGAUUCUUGAGCAGGACUUUAGAAGAUGAGCAAGAUUUUUGCCAAAAGGAGAAAAAAAGGAAAGCAUGAACAGAAAGGGGGAGGUAUGGAAGUACAUGAUGUGUGCAGAAGCCACUGAAAGACUUUUGUUAGAGAGGGAUAUGACGUGAUCAUAUUUGUAUUUUGGAAAGAAAACUGAGGGACACUGUUGCCCUUGAACAACACAGGGGUUGUGUUGCUGACCCCCAGCACAGUUGAAGAUCCAGAUAUAACUUUUGACUCCCCUAGAACUCAACUACCAGUAGCCUACUGUUGACCAGAAGCCUUACCAAUAACAUAACAGUUAAUUGACAGAAUUAAUUAAAAGGAUUUACUAUAUGUCUUAUGACUCUUUACCAGAACCUUGGGAGACAGAUAAAGAUGAAUGCUGUGUUUCAUCCAAUACUGAAAAUUUGAAGUUUAGAAGACGUUUGCUAAGUCAAAUCACUUUAAAUGGACUUGCGAAGAUAUGGGUGUAUGAAUGCACACUGCAGCUUUAUCAGAGCAAAAGACUGAGAACAAUCUCAUUGUCAGUCAUUGGGUGGAUGGUUAAGAAGUUGUGGCUCUAGGCAAUGAAAUACUAUACAGCCUUUAAAAAGAAUGAAGAGGGAGCACCUGGGUGGCUCAGUCGAGCGUCCAACUCUUGAUUUCAGGGAAGUUGCGAUUCAAGUCCAGUACAUCAUAAUGCAGAAUUCCUUAUCAGUACCACCAAAAGAUCAAGGCGAAUCACACAUCCCUUCUGGAACGAUUCAGAGUGGGAAAGGUUUGCAGAGUAAGAGUCAGUUUAGGACCAUUGCGCCAAAAAUCGUGCCCAAAGUCCUAACGUCCAGACUGCUAUCGUGCCAUUCCCCGUCACUCUCCGAGCAGGUGAAUCCAGGACCCUCCACCAACGCCAAGCCCCUGGGGGUGCCCGCCCAAAAUUAUGCUCUGAUGCAGGUUGCUGGACAGGAGGGGACGUUUUCUCUCGUCGCUCUACCACACGUUGCCUCAGCUCAGCCAGUCCAGAAGCCCAGGCUACCGCUGCCUGAAAACCUUAAACUGCCUAUUCCCCGAUACCAACCCCCAAGAAACAACAAAGGAUCAAGAAAGAAACCCGUUCGGAGCUCCUCUGAGAGUGGUGGUGGCAUACCUCCUGCCCAAACGCAAACGUCUCCCACCCCACCUGACCAUCCCGAACCCCUGCCCAAAGCCGGCCCCUUGGAGCAGGUGCCAUCACAAGCCCAAGCCCCAGCCGGCGUCAGCUCGGCACCACCAGCCAACCAAGGUGGCCCCGGAGACUCUCCACCUCCGGUGGCCAGUGACUGUGGAGAUCCGAGCCCUCCUGCCGCCCCGACACCGUCCACACCAGAGGAGCCCUCUGCCAAGCAGGACCUUGCAAAGACUUCAGGGAAAGCAAACUUGGCGACCAGGAAAACCUGCAGUAAGGCUUCUUCCGUUGCCAGUGGAAAACUGAAAGAACAAGUCGAUCUUGCAAAAGCCAUGACCAUUUUAUCACCAGCUGUUUUUGGCAACACACUUCAGCUCAUCUCUCCAGUCCCCAAAGGUAAACUGCCGAUCCUCCCAUACGCCAGAAUGAGAACAGCAGAGGUGUGCAGAGGUCCCUCAGAGGUUACCACCACAGACAGUUCUCUGCCUGGGCUCAGGGCCGCCUGUGAUCAGACCUCCUCCAUCACGGAAGGCUUUCAGGCAGCCACCAAAAUGGUUGGCAAGACACCUGCUCUGCAGUCGUCAAAGCAGAGUCCCUGCGAGAGUGUUUUUUGUCCCGCCGCCAGGCUGGAUCUCAGCCACAAAGCAAAACUGAACAGCGGGGCGGCAAAGAGAAGAGUACGUAAACGAAAGGUACCGGAGGAAAUGUUGGCGUUUCAGGGGAAAAGGAGGAAGUGUAUCAUUAAUAAGUGUAAAGAGAGUAAAGAAAGAGUGAAAACCGAUCCCCAAGAAUCCAGAGACCAAAAACCCGGGGCUCUGAAGAAAUACCGCAGCAUUAUGCCUAAGCCUGUGAUCGUGGUGCCCACUCUGGCUCCCGUGGCUUCUCCAGCAGGUGCGUUACAGCCCCACACACCCGGCAGCCUGGCACAGGACGUUCUGUUGGGUAAUUCACUCACUCCUAAGUAUCUGGGCUGGAGGCAGGAUGGCGGUGCCUCUGCGAAGCCCAGCUCUGUGCUGCGGAAUGGCUUCCCCGGCAUCAAGAAGCCUUGGCACCGGUGCCACGUCUGCAACCACCACUUCCAGUUCAAACAGCACCUCCGGGACCACAUGAACACACACACGGACAGACGGCCUUACAGUUGUCGGAUCUGUCGCAAGGCGUACGUGCGGCCCGGCAGCCUGAGCACGCACAUGAAACUCCACCACGGUGAGAACCGUCUCAAGAAACUCGUGUGCUGCGAAUUUUGCGCCAAGGUGUUCGGCCACGUCAGAGUCUACUUUGGCCAUCUAAAAGAAGUGCACCGGGUCGUCAUCAGCACCGAGCCCUCCCCCGGGGAGAGGCCGCCGGGGGACGUGCCGAAGAACAGGGGCCUGAGCGCGCGAGGGCCGGAGGGAUCCGUGGAGAGGGAAAACAAGUCGAGCCUGGAAGAAGACCUCCUCCUCACCCAGGCAGAUGAAGUCAAGUUGCAAAUCAAAUGUGGCCGCUGUCAGAUCACUGCUCAGUCUUUGGCUGAAAUCAAGUUUCAUUUACUUUACAUCCAUGGAGAGGAAAUUCAGGGCCGGCUGCAAGAGGAGAUCCUACCAGGAAGCAGAGGCGCUCAGGAGGACCUGGUGAAACACGCUGCUCCUUUCUGGAAACAGCAUCCUGAAAGAAGAAAGCUACUUAACAAGCACGGCCCCCCUGAUGAGGAGUUCCCCACAUUUCCCAAACUGAAAAGGCAGCUCUGCCUUCAUCCCCAGAAGGAUAUGGAAAUCCUCAGGAAGGCUGAAGGAGCCCAGGCAGGACCCAGCGAGGCGGGGGCGGGUCCCAGCCCCUACGCCCCCCAACUUCGGUCCCAUUCAGGCUUUAACUGCGUCUUGUGCACACAGACACUGCCAAGGAAGGAAGAACUCCUCCUGCACUGGGAGCAGCAACACAACUGUGAGGACCCUCCCAAGCUGUGGACGAUUUUAAACGCCCUCUCCCACCAGGGAGUGAUCGGACUUUCUGGCAAAACUGAACAAUGAAAUACUGGGGUGGGAAGGGGGUUAAAGAGAGUGUUGCUUGCUUGCUUUCUCUUUCUCUCAAAGCUUUGUGUUCCUAGGGUGGUGCUUAGUUAUAAAAGUCAAACAAGUUAGGAUCAGCAUUAAUGAGCACAAGUGAUUUUGUGCAUAGUUUUAUUUUCUUAUGAAAUAUACUUAUAUAUAUAUAUAUGUCUUCGAUGUAUAUUUUUCUAGCCACAUGCAGUUUUAUUUCAGAAUUCUGUGUACCAAUUGUUAAGUGUCCCAGACCUUGAGAAUAAAUAAAAAGAUGAAAAUUUGGAGAUUGAACUGUAAAAAAUGAGAGGCUGUUCUUCAAAUACUGUUUUCAGCAUGUCUGAGUGUGUGCAUAUAUCAUUUUGUUCAGCUGGUUUCUGUUUAAGUAGACCGACAAAUGUGAUACGUUUCCAGGUGGCAAAACCAGUUCAAUCUCAAGUGUAGUAUAGUGUUGAUAUUUAUCAGAUUUGCUGGUGUAGUAGGAGAGGCUAUAGAGCAGUACAUUUAAUAAGGUUCGUGUCUACUGUAAUGGAAAAUCCAUGUUUCUGGGACUUAGAUUUUUUUUGUUUUAAUUUUGCUAUUUUCUUAAAUGUACAUUGCUUUGAAGAUCAGAUGUUGGUUAAGCCUUACAGCUGUAGUGUUCCAUAUCAAAGUAAUCAAAACUUUUUUAGUACUUCAGCUAAUAAAAAAAC
Messenger RNA from Zalophus californianus (California sea lion), 4143 nucleotides. RefSeq names its product zinc finger protein 438 (gene ZNF438). The transcript is spliced from 9 exons. Lineage: Eukaryota; Metazoa; Chordata; Mammalia; Carnivora; Otariidae. Gene Ontology annotation, biological process: regulation of transcription by RNA polymerase II. The coding region runs from base 890 to 3442 and encodes 850 amino acids. Gene Ontology annotation, molecular function: DNA-binding transcription factor activity, RNA polymerase II-specific; sequence-specific DNA binding. The record is from RefSeq and is a predicted model, not a curated record. Gene Ontology annotation, cellular component: nucleus.